This is a messenger RNA of Maniola jurtina (meadow brown), 2427 nucleotides long. It is a transcript of the gene Faah, whose product is annotated as fumarylacetoacetate hydrolase domain-containing protein 2. The transcript is spliced from 6 exons. The record is from RefSeq and is a predicted model, not a curated record. The coding region runs from base 331 to 1314 and encodes 327 amino acids. Gene Ontology annotation, molecular function: hydro-lyase activity. NCBI's taxonomy places the organism in Eukaryota, Metazoa, Arthropoda, Insecta, Lepidoptera, Nymphalidae.
GGUAUUGUACUAUUUAAAUGAUUAACUUAUGUCAAAGUGCUGUCAAAUUUUAUAUCAGCCGGUCAAAGAUCAACAAAUCUUGUUUUUUUUACUGAUUAAUUUUAGUUACGCUAUCGUUAAACUAUAUAAAUUAGUGCCUUUAAGAGCUAUAUACAUAAUCAAAGCUAUAAACCUUAAAAUUGACUAUAAGUUCAAAUUGUGUGAGAACUAUAAAAUAAAUAGCUGACCUGAACAAAACCUCUACGCUCUAAUUUAUUAUUUUUUAGCGGUUACAGCGAUUACGUAAUUUGUUUGUUUAUUGAGUUGUGACGAUUAGACGUCCACUUCAAAAUGAAUAACACAAUCUGGGCUCGGCGCGCGAUAACGUGUAUAAAAACUCGGUUUCCUGUGAAAAAGGUUAUUAGUACGACAAGUGCUCGAAACUUUACUGUAAGCUCGCGUAGAAACAUGAAGCUCGUUCAGUUCGUUUACAAAAACAAUCCCAGCGAGAUUCGCGCUGGAAUUCUGAAAGGGGACAGCGUUGUGGACAUAAAUAAGGCGGAUAAUAAAUUACCUAGCACCAUUUUGGAGAUUCUUAGGAAUGGUGACAUUGAAAAAGUUAAAAGAUUACAAUCUACCUCUGCAGCCCUAGUACCUCUAUCAUCAGUAGAUCUGGCCGCGCCGGUGCACGGGAAUGACAAAGUGCUGUGCGUAGGCCUAAAUUACAAGGAUCACUGUGAAGAACAGAAGUUAACACCCCCUGAGGUGCCCAUGAUCUUCAGCAAAUUCUCCAGCGCCAUCGUUGGGCCUAAGGAUGCUGUGAGGUUGAGGACUCAAGUCACUGAUAAAGUUGACUGGGAAGUGGAAUUAACAGUGGUAAUCGGGAAGGAAGCCAGCAAUGUUAAGGCAGCCGAUGCUUUUAACUACGUCGUUGGCUACACCAUAGCUCAAGACAUCAGCGCACGAGACUGGCAGAAGGCUAAGAAUGGCGGACAGUUCUUACUUGGCAAGUCCAUGGACACAUUCUGUCCACUCGGGCCCUGCAUCACCACGAGCGAUGAGAUCGGCGACCCUCAGAACUUGGAGAUCAAAUGCAGCAUCAAUGGAGUCCUCAAACAGAAGAGCAAGACUGACCAGCUCGUUCACAAGAUUCCCAACAUCAUUGAGAGAUUGACUUCGGUAAUGACGCUUCUCCCGGGCGAUAUUAUCCUCACGGGAACUCCGGGCGGCGUGGGCAUGUACCGCGACCCGCCUGAAUACCUGAAACCUGGAGACGUCAUACUCAGCGAGAUACAGAACAUUGGCGUCCUGGAGACCAGGGUACAGGCGUUUUAGAUAAGACUGUGAUUCAUCCAUCCAUCCAUCCAUCCAUCCAUCCAUCCACCCAUCCAUCCAUCCAUCCACCUGGUUCGUCUUCUUAAACCUUCACGCACACAUCUCGCCACCUUGAUAUGGGACACCCGACAGAAGCGAAACUUCUUAUUGUAAUUGUUUUUUAUCUCGCAAACUCAAACAGUUCCCACAGUAAUUUUAGAAACAUAAAUCCACGACGAAGUAGCGGGCAUCAUCCAGUAUUAUAUAAGAAGCUUUUGCCCAACAGUGGCAUUUUGCUUUAUUUUGCAGCUGGAAAAACUGCAUCAAUCGUCAUUUCUCAAUCUCAAUUUCUUGUGAUUGGCUGAAUUUAUGGUAUCCUUGGUGCAAUAAUGCAUUGUAGCCAAUAGUGAGCGAGCUACUAAUUAGAGGUGAUUUCGAACGUUAUAUUUCAGCUGUCAUUCUACCGCAAUAGAGCCACAGGGUAGCGACAUUUUUCCCGGGUGACAUACGGCCGUAUUCACAAUCAUUACUAUGAGUUCUCAUAGUGCGCUCGAAGGCAUAGUGUAGGUUCCACCAAUCAGAUCAUCUAUUGACGUGACACAGUCAUCUGAUUGGUGGAACCUGCACUGUGCGUUCCUAUGUCCAAAUGUUACUAUGAGACCUCAUAGUAACAUUUGUGAAUAUGGGUGUGAAUCUUCAUUCACACACACAUCUUGCCACCUUCUUGUCACAGGACAGAAGGGAAACUUUUUACUGUUUCAUUCCACUCAACAGCCGUUCUACUAUAAUGUGUACAAUUCACUCUAACCACACUAAACGCUACGACAUUUAAAUAUGUUUGCUAGGGCCUAGGGGUGCUUUUCAAUGCUUCGUUCGUCUGUUUUAUUUUUUACACGUUAUGUCCACAUCUCAUACAUCCGUUAAUUUUCGCUUCAAUGUGUUUAUAAAACAUACAAACGAAUUUAUUGUUCUUAAUAUAAAACAUGAAUUAUAAGCCUUUCUAUUGUCAAUGUUUUUUAAACACAUUUUACCAUACAAAAUAAUGUACAAAUAUCAAACGAAUCAAAAUGUAAUUAUUAUUAUAAUUUUGAAUAUUGAUCUAAGGAGAUAAAUAAAAUAUAAAUAAUGUUACUA